AUGGUCAAAGAGAAUCAGGAGCUCAAAGUAAAGCUUGAUGAAGCUCUGGAAAAACAUAAAGAGAUCCUCCAAGAGAAAGAACAGCAGGACAUCGAGCAGAGAGACAUGCAGUGCAAACUCCAAGAAACUAUUCCGGUGUAUUUUACCAAGCCUGGAGACGUGAACAGAGCAUACGAGCUCGAGCACUGCACUACAGGGUGCCUGUCUGUUGGACCAAGAUUGGCUUUCUGUUCCCAACAAGGAAGAUCACAGUUAGAUGUUAGUUCUUACAGCUACACUCACACUCUGCCUAACCCUGACAUAACAAAGGACUGGAACCGUGUGUUAUCCUCCUUAUCAACAUUCCACCUAUGUGUGAAAGCAAAUGAGCUUAAUUCCUCAGUCCAAUCACCUCUAAUCAAGCAGGAAGAGGAUAGAAAGACCUCAGUUAACUCAGCAAAGAGUCCUUCUUCUGUCGCUAAUUUACAUCUCAAGGUUCCUCUUGCUCUUGUGACUUCCAGCUCUCAGAGUGUCUCUCUGAGAGAUCUCAGUCUACAUACAACCUUGAGAGCCAGUCAGCUGCUUAUUGGAGGCAAUGAAAAUGUUUAUUUGACACUAGAGUUUCUAUCUGACAAUGGUACCUACACCUGCCUCACUAUAAGUGCCCCAAGUGACCUCCUGCCAACAAGUGUUCGUCCUCCGGAGUGCCCUGAGUCAGAGAAAAAUAUUUCAUCCUUCUAUGUGGAGGCAAGUAACCAGCUGCCUACAGCAUCACUAACCUGCUACAGUCUGAACUUCAAGGAUGAUCCCACUCUUACAGUCAUGUUAACACAGGAGGAACAGAGUGUGGCAGUGCAUCAUCUGUUGGAAGUCAGUGUGUGUCUCCUUGGAGUUUGUUUGAUGCUCUGUAUAGCUGCUUGUCAACCACAUGCACUAAAACGCCGCAACCAAUGGAAUGGACUGAACCAACAAAGUGAACCCUUAAUAGACAGCUGAGUGAUUAAAUCUGUUGAUGGUUGGAAAGAGAGGGCUACGCCUUACUACAUCCUACAGAAGAAGCUGGUUUGUUGUUGGAGUACUACUAACUGUGAAAAUAUUUGUAUAAUGCUGCUUUGGAGAAAGCUCUCCUAAAUUCAUACUUAGGACUAAAGUCAGGGUACAGCAACCUCUCUUGGAACAGUUUGAACCAAUUUAUCUGUCUCUCAUAACUUUUGCAACAUUACGAAUGUGCAAUAUGUAAAAUCAUUUUGAGAAACAUGACCAUGGUAGAAAAUGAGUUAUAAUUUAUUAUUUAUGAUGUGUUUUUCAAAAUAAAAGACAAAAAUAAAUGUUAUAAUAAGGCGGCGAUGAAGACAUUGCUCAAGGCUGAAGAAAAUGGAUGAAAUGUCGGUUAAAAUUGCUAUUAUAUUUGCCUUAUAUUUGUUUAAUAACAAAGUAUUAACAGAUCAUUGGGCACUGUAAAGAGUGCGUGUGUAGAAAUUAGCAGUGCUAUGAACUGUUUUUCCUACAGGAUUUUACGCUUCUCAGCAACAAAUGACUGCAGUCAUGCUGUUUCAGACAUGUUUCUUUGCUGUAGAAGGAAUAGCUUUACUUGGGCUGUUUUGUUGACUAAUGUGAUUCAUUUGUCAGUAUCACAGGUAUUACAGUAAGCACUGUAUUGUACUGUAACUGUAAUGUCAAUAAAAGCUAAAGCCAGGCUAAGGGGAAUGUGAAGGUGAGUGACAUCAGUUUUUAGUGACAUUUAAAACUUCAAAUACAUUUUGCUUGUGCACUUAUUUUGAAGCAUCAUUUAAAUAUCUUUCUAUCCACCGGAA
This is a messenger RNA of Oreochromis niloticus (Nile tilapia), 1793 nucleotides long. Its product is annotated as transmembrane protein 248. The record is from RefSeq and is a predicted model, not a curated record. Bases 1 to 975 code for a protein of 324 amino acids. NCBI's taxonomy places the organism in Eukaryota, Metazoa, Chordata, Actinopteri, Cichliformes, Cichlidae. The transcript has 9 exons.